This is a messenger RNA of Rhincodon typus (whale shark), 805 nucleotides long. RefSeq lists its product as uncharacterized. Bases 1 to 495 code for a protein of 164 amino acids. The transcript is spliced from 3 exons. Lineage: Eukaryota; Metazoa; Chordata; Chondrichthyes; Orectolobiformes; Rhincodontidae. The record is from RefSeq and is a predicted model, not a curated record.
AUGAACAAUAACUCUUCCUGUCCUCGUGGGGUUUGUUGCCUGGAGCUUGACUUCUUCAGAAAAGAAAGAGGGUUCAUCUUAGAUGGUGUGGCCGUCGCCUCCAAUGCUUUGGGGUACGGCAAAGUCAAUCCCAAACUGUGCGAUGUUAUUCCGCCGUACAACGCCCAGGCUGACCCUUACACUAAGUUCAAUUUCUACAGCAAUCAAAUGAGAAAGCUUCUCAAGCGGACCAACCAGGAUCAUGGUGGGACAUCAAGCAAUGGCUGGCUUGUGGAUUAUUUUUACAAAUAUGGACCAGCUCAAAGGUACCUUCGCAAAAGAAAUAUGUAUGGAGCAGGUCAUUCAUAUGAUCAAAUAGUUGGUCACCGAGGAUUUUUGGCAGAUCUCAGACCGAUAGAUGGAUACAAUGGAAGGUUUGGAUUCAGAAGAAACACACCUGGCCUGAGACUAAAGCCUUCCAAUUUUGGGAAUGUUACUGAUCUCCCAUUGCAUUAGCAUACGUGUAAAUUACAACAGACAAAAGAGCAACAUUUUAAGUCAUGAACUUUAACAUCAGCUGCAGUGCGUAUUUUUUUUACAAGGACAAUAGAUGAUAUUCGAUAUUUUGGAAGAAUGAAACAUCAAUCCAUCAAUCGCUAUGUUUUUAAUUUAGUUGGUAUUUCAAGCAAGUCACCUCUUUUAAGCAAACAAAUUGAAUGUGAUCCCUUUGUGAUUAUCAAGCAAAAUCUGUCAUUGUAAACAAAAUAUUGAAUGUGAUCAAAAAAAAACUCCUUAGAUCCUAAAAUAAAGCAUGUGUGUAAGGGCA